This is a messenger RNA of Polyodon spathula (Mississippi paddlefish), 5515 nucleotides long. RefSeq names its product potassium voltage-gated channel, subfamily H (eag-related), member 6a (gene kcnh6a). Bases 381 to 3941 code for a protein of 1186 amino acids. Gene Ontology annotation, molecular function: inward rectifier potassium channel activity. Lineage: Eukaryota; Metazoa; Chordata; Actinopteri; Acipenseriformes; Polyodontidae. The transcript is spliced from 16 exons. The record is from RefSeq and is a predicted model, not a curated record. Gene Ontology annotation, cellular component: membrane. Gene Ontology annotation, biological process: regulation of ventricular cardiac muscle cell membrane repolarization; regulation of heart rate by cardiac conduction; potassium ion transmembrane transport.
UCUUGAAGGGGGGCGUGAUUCAGCACAUCCCAGCUCCUGCUUCACGGCACUCAUAUCCCUCUCCAGCCCCUCACCUCGCUGUAUCUCCAGGCUUCCCAGACACCAUUCCUGUUUGUUUUAACUGUGGAAAAAAACUGGUAAUAAAGGCGCAACAGGACUGCACCCUCCACCGGCUCCUCUUCGACGGCUCUCUGCAGGUGCGGAUACGGCGUUAUCACAUCGCCUAGGCAACCUGGAUUCAGCGGAUCCUCAUUAAAUACAGUCUCUGAGGAGCAUUCCGCUUGUUUUUUUUUUCUUUCUCGCUGGACACACGUACUACAGAACCCGAAAGCAGCGGCUAAGGUGAAUGCUGGAAAAAGCGAAACGUGUCUAAUUUCAAUAUGCCAGUGAGACGGGGCCACGUAGCGCCGCAAAACACCUACCUGGACACCAUCAUCAGGAAAUUCGAAGGGCAAAACCGCAAGUUCCUGAUUGCCAAUGUCCAGAUGAAGAACUGCGCUAUUAUCUACUGCAAUGACGGCUUCUGCGAGAUGUUCGAGUACUCGCGGGCAGAGAUCAUGCAGCAGCCCUGCACCUGCGAGUUCCUGGCAGGGCCGGGCACACUGAAGACUGCGGUUGCAGAGCUGGCACAGGCCCUCCUGGGCACUGAGGAGAGGAAGGUAGAGGUGCUCUACUACACCAAGGGAGGAGCUUGUCUGCCCUGCUUGGUCGAUGUGGUUCCUGUGAAGAACGAGGAGGGGGCCGUCAUCAUGUUCAUCCUGAACUUUGAGGUGCUGCAACGGAGAUCGGCCAGCAAACGGGGCCUGAGACACAAACUGGAGCAGAGCUGGAUCCGAGCAGGACAGAACAGGCGUCUGAGGCUGAAGCUGCCGUCUCUGAGAGCCAUCGCUCUGCGGCGCACCUCUGUCUCCACGGAGCAGUUUGAUGGAGUCGUGGUUGACUAUUUAGAGCCCUGCAGUGAGGAGGUGCCCCUGAAGGAGUUCCGGAUCCCCUCGAAGGAGAGCUGCACUCAAUCUGAGACGGAGGCUCUGAUUGAACAGGACGGGCAGCCGGAGCCAGCGAGCCACUCCUCUCCGAAGCGUGUGCCCAACCGCCUGGACCCGGACACACCCUUCAACACAGGCAGCCUGUCCCGAACACACUCCCGGGACAGCGUGCGGAGCCUGCGCCGGGCCUCCUCGCUCGACGACAUUGAUGCCAUGAGGGGAGGCUGUGUCCCAAACACAGGCACUCCGAAUGCCUUCAAGCCCAGCCUGCUGAACUCCACCUCGGACUCGGACCUCAUGCGCUACCGCACCAUCCACAAGAUCCCCCAUAUCACCCUGAACUUCGUGGACCUUGGCGCGGAGAAGCUGCGCCCGGCCUCGGCCACGGAGAUUGAGAUCAUCGCUGCCAGCAAGCUGAAAGACCGGACGCAGAAUGUCACAGAGAAGGUCACACAGGUGCUGUCGCUGGGUGCCGAUGUGCUCCCGGAGUACAAGCUGCAGGCUCCCCGGAUCCACAAGUGGACCAUCCUGCACUACAGCCCCUUCAAGGCGGUGUGGGACUGGCUGAUCCUGCUGCUGGUGAUCUACACAGCGGUGUUCACGCCCUACUCGGCAGCCUUCCUUCUGAACGAGCAGGAGGAGGAGCUGCGCCGGCGCUGUGGCUACACCUGCAACCCGCUCAACGUGGUGGACCUCAUCGUGGACAUCAUGUUCAUCAUCGACAUCCUCAUCAACUUCCGUACCACCUACGUGAAUAUCCACGACGAGGUGGUGAGCCAGCCUGGCCGCAUAGCCGUGCACUACUUCAAGGGCUGGUUCCUGAUCGACAUCGUGGCAGCCAUCCCCUUCGACCUGCUCAUCUUCCGCUCUGGCUCCGACGAGACCACCACUCUGAUUGGCCUCCUGAAGACGGCUCGGCUGCUGCGAUUGGUGCGUGUGGCGCGGAAGCUGGACCGCUACUCUGAGUACGGCGCGGCGGUGCUCUUCCUGCUCAUGUGCACCUUCGCCCUCAUCGCACACUGGCUCGCCUGCAUCUGGUACGCCAUCGGCAACGUGGAGCGCCCCUACAUGGUGCACAGGAUCGGCUGGCUGGACGGGCUGGCCGAUCAGAUCGGCAAACCCUACAACGACAGCAACGCCUCCUCUGGCCCCUCCAUCAAGGACAAGUACGUGACGGCGCUCUACUUCACCUUCAGCAGCCUGACCAGCGUGGGCUUCGGGAACGUCUCCCCCAAUACCAACUCUGAGAAAAUCUUCUCCAUCUGCGUCAUGCUCAUCGGCUCCCUGAUGUACGCCAGUAUCUUUGGUAACGUCUCUGCCAUUAUCCAGCGGCUGUACUCGGGCACGGCGCGCUACCACACUCAGAUGCUGCGGGUGAAGGAGUUCAUCCGCUUCCACCAGAUCCCCAGCUCCCUGCGGCAGAGACUGGAGGAGUACUUCCAGCAUGCCUGGUCUUAUACCAACGGCAUUGACAUGAACGCGGUGUUGAAGGGUUUCCCUGAGUGUCUGCAGGCUGAUAUCUGUCUGCACCUGAACCGCACACUGCUCCAGAACUGCAAGGCGUUCCGCGGGGCGAGUAAGGGCUGCCUACGGGCGCUGGCCAUGCGCUUCAAAACCACCCACGCCCCACCUGGGGACACGCUGGUACACUACGGAGACGUGCUGACCGCCCUGUACUUCAUCUCACGCGGAUCCAUCGAGAUCCUGAGAGACGACGUGGUGGUGGCCAUCCUGGGAAAGCAUGACACCUUCGGGGAGCCCAUCAGCCUGUACGCACGCCCUGGCAAGUCGAACUCAGACGUGCACGCGCUCACCUACUGCGACCUGCACAAGAUCCAUAGAGACGACCUGCUGGAGGUGCUGGACAUGUACCCCGACUUCUCAGACAACUUCUGGAGCAACCUGGAGAUCACCUUCAACCUGAGAGAUGCAGAUCGAAUUAUCCACUCGCUGCCCAGUGAAGAUUCGGACUGCGGGUACCGCCGCCCGCGACGCAGGAGAAACUCUCUGCACAGACGCAACCGGCCCGACGGGAUGGACAGGGAGGACUCGCACCCGGACCAGUCCUGCCCUCAGCUGCCCAACCACCAGGGGGCAGUGCCGAGGCAGCCCUACGAUGAGCUGUGCAGCAGCCCCAGCCCCUGCUCAGCGUCUAGCGAAGACGAGAUGAAGCCGCUGGGGCAGAGCAAAGGGGAGCUGUACCCACCAAGGGGCGAUAAUCAAGACUACCACCCCACCAUGGUCAACCUGCUGACCCCCAGUAGCAACGCUGCACUGGAGCAAGGGCCCCCAUACACAGCAGCCCCCCUCAACAUGCCCAGCCUCUUCACCUACUGGCCAGAGAGGCAGCCCAGUCAGUGCUCAGAGAGCCAGCAGCGCUCCUCCUCGGUCCAGGCUGCGUACCAGCCGUUGGCCUGUGCAGAGGACCAUCCCAGCAAGCUGGAGUCCCGCCUGGAGCUUUUCCAAACACAGCUCAACAGGCUGGAGUCUCGGAUGACGACCGAUAUCAAUGUGAUCCUGCAGCUGCUCCAGAGGCAGAUGGCUCCGGUCCCUCCUGCCUACAGUGACGUCUCCCCCAGCACUCGCCCACCUGCUCUGUACUGCCCCGGGGCCAAAGUCAUGCACACCACACAGCCUGUUGCACCUGUGCAGGUGGACAGCCUGGCCUCCCCCCUACAGAGCCCCGACUCGGACAAGUUCAACCUCAAGUCUCGGGACUCCCUGUCCAGCGGGAUCCAGCUGACCACCGUGGCCUCUGACGAGAUGAUGCUCAUCUACCCUGAGCCGGAGCAGGCAGCUCCCAGGCUGGGCUCCCAGCAGCCCCUGGUGAUGAUGGGCCCCUCUGGACUCGAAAGCAGCUUCCGCUUCCCCUCCCUCCCCGAGCACCUAGACACCUCCGCAGGGCUGGCGGAGAUCCAGAGGCAUGUGUCCGACCCCCUCCUGCCUGGCAGUUAGAGCCAAACCACCCCCACCCACCCCAGGAACUUCACUUUGAGAGACCCAGCAGAUCAUGAGACUGGUGCCUCAGAGCUGCUUUCCCUAGGAGGAUGUCACUGUGCUUCCCUGGACUGCUUCUAGAAGGAGCGGCCCCACCUCACUGGCUAGUUACCCUGCUGUAGCGCUCCCUAGGGGGGCUGUGCUGUUGAUCCUCCUCACUCCCAGGAGCCAUUGUUGAUGCAUUGUAGAGAUUUAGGGGGUCCCCAGGUAAUGUGUGUAACUCUCCUGACCCACAGGAACUGCCUUCAUUCUACAGAUCCCCAAGUGUUUAUACAGGUACAGGAUACAGACUGUUUCACUUCUUUGUUUUCUUUUCAUGUUCAUCAACAAUGUUCUCUCUGAACUCUAAACUCCAUUCUGCCUCAGAAUACUGUCUGUCUAUGAAUAUGAUCAUGUAAAGGAUAAUCUGGUAGUGGUUUGACAACUGUUUCUAUAUAUUACAAUGGCUUUAGUACCGACAUGGGUCCUCUGCUAACUGACUUGAGGAUGUUCUGGUCCCACCCCUUUUUAAAGUAUGCAGUUGUAGCAUGUUGUCUUUCUAAGACAUGCAGUGCAGGACACUCAGGAGCACAGGGAGCUCUUUGCACCUGCUGUUCUGUGCAGCAAACAGUCUUCCUGCAGCCAGAGCAGGAGGAGGGGCUCACUGCUGAUGCAAAUCUGUGCCCCUAUUCUGAGAUCUUGGAAUCGCCCUGAUCCACUGUGGCACUGCAAGUCCAAAACAGCAACAAUUGUGAGUCAGUCCAAACCCAACAAGUGUCCCGUGUACUGCAUUACCAAUGCAUGUGGUGAAAACAAAUCUGAAUAAUUUAAGGACAAACAGGGGGCUCCUGAGUGGCGUAUCUGGUAAAGGUGCUCCACCUGGAGUGCAGGAUGCACCCCAUAGUCUAUAGGUCAGCAGUUCAAGUCCAAGCUAUUCCACUGCAGCCAGGUUGAAAUAAAAAAAAAAAAGAAUUGGGCUUUCCAAACUCAGGAGAAAACCAGAAAAAAAUCAUUGCUGAUUCCAAAUUUAUAAAAAUAAAUAAUUUAAGCACAUGUCACUGUAGACACUUUAAUAUCCUCUACAGAGUUUAGAAUUGAAGAAUCCCUAGCUGUUACUAAUGGCUCAAAUCACAUUGUGACCCUUUUGGCUGGUUUCACAGACCCUGAUUAACACUAGUCUUGGAUUACCCAAUGUUAAUUUAGGGACAGUAAACCAAGAUUAGUGCUAAUCUGGGUCUGUGAAACCAGCCAAUAAAGUGUCCAUUUAAUAAUGAUGCUGGCAGAUUAUUGUUUAAAUUUCUAGGGAUAAAUUAACCUGGAGAAUAAUGGAUCAAUUGCUGUACCCAUGUUGAAAAUGAGUAGUACCUGAAGUCUAUCAUAGCAGAAGAUUUUUGUGUUAUGAGCCAAGUGUAAAAUGUAAAAAAGAUCAGUAAAUGUGUCAAUAUGUUACUAGAUAUUAAAGUUUUAAAAUUCUGAAGCUUGCAAUAAAAGUGGCCUCAUGUAGAAGUUUAAUUGCAGAGUGAGAUGGUGUUUAAUUAGAAGCUGCAGAGUGA